AUGGAAGCUCUAACAAGCAGCUUGUCUACCAACAUCCUAACAAGAAACAUUAACAAAACUGUGUCACCUUCCUCAAUGAUUACUCUGCUCGGACGAUCUGAUUUUGGCUUUUCAAGGUCUCCAACUUUCAGGGGACUAGAUUUCCAUAACUCCGGUGGAACAAUCGCUAAAUCUCAUGUGGCCCAUGAUGCUGCAGAGGUUUUAAUGAGCAUGGAAAAUGCAAUCGCUGGCUUUCCAAACAUAAAGUCAUCAAAAACCAUGCAUGUGAAAUUCCAACUGCAAAAGAAGUGCAUGUUCGGAGAGCAGUUUAUGUUGGUGGGUGAUGAUCAGGUGCUUGGUUUCUGGAAUCCUGCAAAUGCUAUUCCCAUGAACUGGUCAGAUGGGCACAUUUGGAAUGUCAAGCUAGAUAUUCCAAUGGACUCGACAAUUCAGUUCAAGUUUAUACUCAAACAACGUACAGGAGAAAUGAUUUGGCAACCUGGACCUGACAGAAUUUUCAAGAGUUGGGAGAGCGGAACAAGUAUAAUUGUAUCAGAAGAUUGGAAAAAUCCUGAAGCUCAAAAAAUCAUGGAAGAGCGAGUUUACGAGUUGGUGAAUCCAGAUUUGAUAAACACGGUUGAGGGAUAUGUUAUUAAUCAAAGUGGAGAACUAUUGCCAAAUAUAAACAAUGAUAUAACUUUUUCAGGUAAUGUUGCCUAUCCAGAAGAAAAAUUAAGUGUUGAUGCUGAGUUCUUAAAAGAGGGGCCACCAAAGGAAAAUAACUCAGGAACAUUAACCGGCAAUAAUGGAGAAGGGAAUGUGCUUGUACCUGGUACUGCACCAUUACUAGCAGACGAACUCGGAUCCACCAUUGCUGACUCACCUGUUUGGAGUUGCUGAUGCACCACAUAUGCGAUAGAAGAGCCUGAAAUAAGCAGAAUGUCAUUUGUCUUUUUUCUUUUUCUGUUUUUUAGUAAGAUCCAUGCACCCUGUUUCAGAUGCAAUGUUUUAGCAUGAAAUGUAUAAAUAUGGAUCUUGUUUGGUGUUUU
Messenger RNA from Mercurialis annua (annual mercury), 1028 nucleotides. RefSeq lists its product as uncharacterized. Lineage: Eukaryota; Viridiplantae; Streptophyta; Magnoliopsida; Malpighiales; Euphorbiaceae. Gene Ontology annotation, molecular function: starch binding. The record is from RefSeq and is a predicted model, not a curated record. Gene Ontology annotation, cellular component: membrane. The transcript has 4 exons. The coding region runs from base 1 to 879 and encodes 292 amino acids.